Didymodactylos carnosus is the source of this 1090-nucleotide messenger RNA. Lineage: Eukaryota; Metazoa; Rotifera; Eurotatoria; Philodinida; Philodinidae. The record is from the annotation of a GenBank genome assembly.
GCUCUGUAUUUCUCAUGGUAUUUUUAAUCUAAAGCUUUCACGAUAUUCAUUUGAACAACAUGUUAAUUCUACAUGUCUAGACUCCAAGGUGCACGCAUAUUCAAUUUUAACUAAUUUUACUAAUGUGAAUGCAUCGAUGGUGGUGGAUGCAAUAUAUGAGUACUUCACGGCAUAUUAUGUUCCAAACUCCUCGAAUUUAACAAUAAGGCCAACUACGUUAGACGAAGCAUUUACUCGGAUAAAUAUUCCCAUUAAUGGUACAGCAGAAUAUGAAAUAAUUCUAAUAUCGGUUAAUGCGGCUGAAGGAUAUAUAGGUGCAUAUUUUAAGGAAACGUCACAAGGAUCAACGCUAAAAAAAACCGAUGAUUUAACGAAUCUUAAUCUUAUUAAUUCGUCAAAAGUAGCAGCGAGUAUUAAUGGAAAUGAUUCAGACAAAAUAUCGUUGUUGAAAAUGCUCAUCAUACAUAAACCAGAUUAUAUAAAAACGAACGAAACUGAAACAAACGGUUCAGUUGUAGUGUCGUCUGUAGUUAUGGCUGACGCAAAAUCAAAAGAAAAUGUGAACGUAUCUGUUUCUCUACCACUAACGGUGGUUUUAAUUCAAAAAUUUCUUGUUUAUAUUCGAACAUUUGCUGGUUUAACAAGUCGUCUCGUUGCAAAACAUAUAAUCAGCCAUGCUAGACGAGCUGCAACUGCACAUCAAGCCCACAAUCGACAGAAAAGAGUUAUUUUAGUUCUGUUAUCAUCGUGUAUUACACAAGGUUUAGGAUGGUUAUUAGGACUAGGGUUAGCACCUCCAAAUGAACGUGCAGAAACAAUCUUAUCCUGGAUAUUUGUCCUAUGCAUUGCUCUUGAAGGUGUAUGGUCAAUUGUGUUCUACAUUUUUAUUCGGCAGGAAAGAGCAGCUGAUUUCAAACGGAAACAAUACAUGGCGGAACAAGACACAGAUCAUGAGGAUAGUUCGAAAGUACUGCAAAAUAUUCGACCAAAUCGGAAUGCAAAACGUGAAAGAAAUUUCCUUAGAGAGAUGCAUUCGAUAACAGAAACCUUAUAUCCUAUUGAGAAAAUUGAUGAUACAUACAAUGGUUGA